AACCAUACUUUGUUUACAUGUAUGAUGUGUGUAUAAAUAAGCAGCUGGCCCUCCAUUCUCCAUAUUCAUUCCAAACCAAACAUUCCACUCUUUUCUUAGUUUCACUACUAUAUCAGUCUCUGUUUAUUUAGUAUUAACCAUUGCCACCUCUUAAAAUUCCAAACAUGGUGGCAAAAGUUCUUGCAUAUCUGAUCCUCUUUGCUGCAAUCUCUAGCACUGUCACAUCCGAUCCUGACACCCUUCAGGAUCUCUGCGUCGCUGCUCCUUCUUCAGGGGUAAAGGUGAACGGGUUUGCUUGCAAGGAAGAGGCAAAUGUUACAGCAGCUGAUUUCUUCUUUGACGGCCUAGCUAAGCCAGGAGUUGUUAACAGCUCAGUUGGAUCACUUGUUACAGCGGCCAAUGUGGACAAGAUUCCAGGCCUAAACACACUAGGUGUUUCACUGUCCCGUAUUGACUAUGCACCUGGUGGCCUUAACCCACCUCACACUCACCCUCGCGCCACUGAGAUUGUGUUUGUGUUAGAGGGAGAAUUGGAUGUUGGGUUCAUCACUACAGCAAACAAGCUCAUCACCAAGACCAUCAAGAAAGGUGACAUCUAUGUGUUCCCAAAAGCUCUUGUUCAUUAUCAGAAAAACAAUGGUGACAAGGCUGCUUCUGUGAUCUCUGCCUUUAAUAGCCAAUUGCCUGGCACUCAAUCCAUUGCUGCUACACUUUUUACGGCAACACCCGCCGUGCCAGACGACGUUUUAACUAAGGCCUUUCAGGUUGGUACCAAGGAGAUUGACAAAAUCAAAUCAAAGCUUGCUCCCAAGAAGAGUUAGAGCUCACCUAAUUUGCUCCCGGAAAUUGUUUGCUCUAAUUUUUUUUUUUUUUUUUCUCUCAAAAAUAAAAUCUAUAUGUGAGUCUGAAAAUGGUACUCUGUAAUAAACUAAUAAUUUGAGAAAAGCUGUUUAUUUGUAA
Molecule: messenger RNA, 960 nt
Organism: Quercus robur (English oak)
Lineage: Eukaryota; Viridiplantae; Streptophyta; Magnoliopsida; Fagales; Fagaceae
Product: germin-like protein subfamily 2 member 4
Exons: 2
Coding region: 165-821 (218 amino acids)
Biological process (GO): plasmodesmata-mediated intercellular transport; regulation of root development
Cellular component (GO): plasmodesma; cell wall
Molecular function (GO): manganese ion binding
Source: RefSeq, a predicted model, not a curated record